UUGCUGUUCAGUCAGAAUUCAGGACAGAAGAAGAAGAAGAGAGCUUGCCUGCCCUCCAGCUCGUUGGUGUCCUUGCAGUUAUAUAUCUUGUGUUUUCACCUCUGUGUUCUCCUGUCUGUCUGAAUUUGGUGAUCCAAGACACUUUGAACAAACCGCUUCCUCGAAUCAUCCUGUGUUUGGAAAUUGGGAUUUCAUAUUAAAAGAAGUCAUGUUUCGAAGGAGAAUACCCUUCGUAGAUGUCUUCUUCGCCACACUGGUUGGAGUCGCUGGUGGUGUUUAUAUCUUCAGCCCUGUUUUUGCACCUCAGCCGGAGCCGAAGACCUCAGAACAACGAAACCAGGAUGUGCCACAGAAACCAAAAGAAACAGACUUAUAUAUUUCACCCCUUCAAGGAAAUACAUCACAGACAGAAACCAAGAGAUCAACAUGAGAGGCUGCUGGACUCUGAGAGCUGCAGGCUGAAUCAAAGACCUGUACGGAUUUAUGCUUCUUUGGGGUUGUGUGAUUGUUCAUUUACAAAAUAAAACAUUUAAUAAUUUCACCUCUUGAAUAAUCAUCUAUUUCAAAAUGAUGUGUCAAAAGUUUUGUUUUAUAUGUUUGUUUUGAUCUGCAAUCAUUACAAAGGGAAACUCACAUUCAUCAAAUCAGUUAGCUUACACAAAACCUCAAUGCUGUAUGUGAUUUAUUGAAUAUAUAGAGAAAUUAUGUGUAUGAAAACAAAAAAGCUUAAUAUAUUUCUAAAUAUGCCAAUAAAUACGACUUAAAGUCCUGCGGUGCUGUAAAGUAAAAACUUUAUUUGUAUAGUGCCUCUCUUGCAAAAUUGUAUUCAAAGUGUUAAAAAUUACAAUGAAAAUGCAUCAAUACAAUAAACAAUGCACAGUACAAUACUUUA
Messenger RNA from Trematomus bernacchii (emerald rockcod), 892 nucleotides. Its product is annotated as protein PIGBOS1. The transcript has 2 exons. The record is from RefSeq and is a predicted model, not a curated record. Bases 209 to 430 code for a protein of 73 amino acids. NCBI's taxonomy places the organism in Eukaryota, Metazoa, Chordata, Actinopteri, Perciformes, Nototheniidae.